Manihot esculenta (cassava) is the source of this 2169-nucleotide messenger RNA. RefSeq names its product aluminum-activated malate transporter 4. Lineage: Eukaryota; Viridiplantae; Streptophyta; Magnoliopsida; Malpighiales; Euphorbiaceae. The transcript has 7 exons. Gene Ontology annotation, cellular component: plant-type vacuole membrane. The record is from RefSeq and is a predicted model, not a curated record. Bases 331 to 2004 code for a protein of 557 amino acids. Gene Ontology annotation, biological process: malate transport.
GCUGAAUUAAAUUUGUAUACUCAUUUCUUAAUAUGAUAUUUGUCUUGGGAACUAUUUGAUUAAAUUUCAAAAAUGGGACUGUAAAGAUCAGCAAGAAAAUCCAUCACCUUGAACUGGAAUAUUCCGGGUCGGCCUCGGUGGUUAACGUCCAUAAGUGGUUGCGUCAAUCAAACUCGGGAACUAAGAUAGUUAGAACUCAAUCCCAGUGUCAGGAUUAUUCAUCAAUGAUCCUCCGCAGCACAACCGUUAGGUGAGACGCAGGAACGGUCAAGUGAUUUUAACACUUCCUACCGGUCGUAUAACUACCUUUCAAACCUGCUAAGCUAAAACAUGGCCGCGAAGAUUGGAUCGUUUCGGCAUAGUUUUGCAGAAAGGAGCAAGGAGAGACUGCUUUCAAGAAAAGGGUACUCUGACUUUGGCAUAAACAGCUCAGACGGCAAUGAAGAGGGAGUCAAAUUCAGCUGCUGUCAAUCACUUUCUGAUUGGAUCACCAACAUCUGGAAUGGGUUACAAGAUGGUGCAGUCGAGUUAUACAAUAUGGGUCGUACAGAUCCUAGGAAAGUGUUCUUCGCUAUGAAGAUGGGGCUUUCGCUUGCACUUGUUUCUUUAGUCAUUUUCUUUAAAGAACCUCUAAAGAAUGUUAACCAGUACUCUAUCUGGGCAAUCCUCACUGUGGUCGUGGUUUUUGAGUUCAGUGUAGGCGCAACACUUAACAAAGGAUUCAAUCGUGCUUUGGGGACACUUUCUGCUGGCGGGCUCGCCCUUGGAAUUUCAGAGCUCUGUAUGCUGGCAGGAGAUUUUGAGGAAGUGUUUGUCAUAAUCAGUAUUUUCAUUGCAGGAUUUUCUGCAAGUUACAUAAAGCUGUAUCCUACUAUGAAGUCCUACGAAUAUGGAUUUCGAGUUUUUCUUUUGACAUACUGCAUAGUUAUGGUGUCUGGGAAAUCAGUUUAUGUCGAAAGAGCCUUUUAUAGACUGUUGCUUAUCGCAAUUGGCGCUGGGAUAUGCCUAGUUGUGAAUAUCUGUAUAUUCCCAAUAUGGGCAGGGGAGGAUCUGCAUAAAUUAGUGGUGAAAAAUUUCAAGGGUGUUGCUGCUUCCUUAGAAGGAUGCGUCAAUGGAUACCUGCAAUGCGUUGAAUAUGAGAGAGUCCCUUCAAAAAUUCUAACCUACCAGGCUUCUGAUGAUCCGCUGUACAGUGGCUAUAGAUCAGCUGUACAAUCUAGCAGCCAAGAGGACUCUCUGUUAGACUUUGCAAUAUGGGAGCCUCCUCAUGGCCCUUAUAGAUCUUUCAAAUAUCCUUGGGAAAACUAUGUAAAAUUAAGUGGAGCACUAAGGCAUUGUGCAUUUAUGGUCAUGGCAAUGCACGGCUGCAUCCUUUCUGAAAUUCAGGCGCCGGCAGAAAAGAGACAAGUUUUUUGUAGUGAGCUUCAGAGAGUUGGUAAUGAAGGAGCUAAAGUAUUGCGGGAGCUUGGAAACAAAGUUGAAAAGAUGGAAAAGUCAAGUCCAGGAGACAUACUGCUAAAAGUACAUGAAGCAGCAGAAGAGUUGCAAAUGAAGAUAGACCAAAAAUCCUACAUUCUGGUUAAUCCAGAAAGCUGGGGAACAGACAGGCCAACAAAAGUAUUUGAAGAUUCUGAGAACUUUAAUGAAGUAAAGUACAACGAAAAUUGGGAUGCUCAAAAUUCAAACACGAGCUUUAAUUCUUCCAUACCAGAAUGGAUAUCAGAGAGUAUCCUUAGGCGACCAGUGUCAUGGCCAUCGUUUAAAGCUGGUUCAUUGCCUACUGAACAGGAAUCAAGAGUAUAUGAAAGUGCAAGCUCGUUAUCGUUAGCAACAUUUGCAUCAUUGUUGAUAGAGUUUGUUGCCAGACUUCAAAACCUUGUGGACGCUUUCCAAGAGCUUAGUGAGAAAGCAAGUUUCAGUGAAGUUACAGAUCCAUCACAAGAAAAAAUGGAGGCAGCUGGAUUUUGGACCAGACUGAGAAGGUGUUUUCAGUUUAAGAAAUAAGGUUUUGGAUGUCGUCAAGUGGGAUCUCUCCUGAAACUGUUGAUUUGAAGUUGUUCUGAGGCAAAGUGAAAAUAUAAAACCCAUCACCUCAGUAUAUAUAAAAUCCAAGAGGCAGAGCUUUAAAACAUAGCCUUGAUGUUAAAAAUAAACUUCUCUUAAUCUUAA